CUCGUUCCUUCGCUCUUCCUGCACUGCACGUAUUGUAUCGUCUCAGAAGCAUCUUGAACAAUGGGCUUUGGCGACUUGAAAACCCCUGGCGGCCUCAAGGUCCUCAACGACUUUUUAGCCGACAAGAGCUACAUCGAGGGGUGGGUGCCCUCCCAGGCCGACGUGGCUGUGUUCGAUGCAAUCCCCUCAGCCCCCUCAACAGUCCAGUGCCAUGCUCUUCGCUGGUACAACCACAUCAAGUCAUUCCAGAACCAGAAGGGCAGUUUGCCAGGAGUAAAGAAGCCCCUGGGCCAGUAUGGUCCUUCUGGGGUGGAGGACAACACAGCUGCAGACUCAAAGGAUGACGACGAUGACAUGGACCUGUUUGGCUCUGACGACGAGGAGGACGCAGAGGCAGAAAGGCUGAAGGAGGAGAGAAUCGCAGCUUACGCCGCCAAGAAGUCAAAGAAGCCCACACUCAUCGCCAAGUCAUCGAUCCUGCUUGAUGUGAAACCGUGGGAUGAUGAGACGGACAUGGCCAAGCUGGAGGAGUGUGUUCGCAGCAUCUCAAUGGACGGCCUGCUUUGGGGACAGUCCAAGCUGGUACCAGUGGGCUAUGGCAUCAAGAAGCUGCAGAUCGGGUGUGUGGUAGAGGACGACAAGGUGGGAACAGACCAGCUGGAGGAACAGAUUACAGCCUUUGAGGACUACGUCCAGUCUAUGGAUGUAGCUGCCUUCAACAAGAUCUAAAACGCAAAACACUUACCAACAAAGACACUGAGCACUUUGGAGCUGUAAUAAAACGCACUUCAUAUGGAAAAUGUUUGUUAGUUACAUAUUCUGACAAGUGGUUCUGCCUGGUUUAUGUAGCUUUUGAGUAAAGACUUGGGUGUUUAGGUCAAACUCGGCUGGUGAAUUGCUUUCUGAGGGUCCUGAAUGUGCUGAAAUCACUGCCAUUUCCGGGUUGCUAAAAUGGGUUGUGUAGAGAUUCAUUGUACAUUCUAAACUGCUGAAAUGUAGUAAAACACAUUGUAUUUUCA
Messenger RNA from Oncorhynchus nerka (sockeye salmon), 1019 nucleotides. It is a transcript of the gene eef1b2, whose product is annotated as eukaryotic translation elongation factor 1 beta 2. The transcript is spliced from 6 exons. The record is from RefSeq and is a predicted model, not a curated record. Gene Ontology annotation, molecular function: translation elongation factor activity; guanyl-nucleotide exchange factor activity. Gene Ontology annotation, cellular component: eukaryotic translation elongation factor 1 complex; cytosol. Bases 61 to 729 code for a protein of 222 amino acids. NCBI's taxonomy places the organism in Eukaryota, Metazoa, Chordata, Actinopteri, Salmoniformes, Salmonidae. Gene Ontology annotation, biological process: translational elongation.